This is a messenger RNA of Orbilia oligospora ATCC 24927, 978 nucleotides long. RefSeq lists its product as uncharacterized. Gene Ontology annotation, cellular component: cytosol; cytoplasm. NCBI's taxonomy places the organism in Eukaryota, Fungi, Ascomycota, Orbiliomycetes, Orbiliales, Orbiliaceae. Gene Ontology annotation, molecular function: carboxy-lyase activity; hydrolase activity. Bases 1 to 978 code for a protein of 325 amino acids. The record is from RefSeq and is a predicted model, not a curated record. Gene Ontology annotation, biological process: secondary metabolic process. The transcript has 2 exons.
AUGUCUCAGCAUCCGACGAAAUUCGACGUUCACCACCACUUUGUGCCGGACUUCUAUGUUGAAGCUCUGGAGGCGAAUGGUGGUGAUCCUAGUGGAUGGACGAUACCAAAAUGGACAUUGGAAUCCAGCGAGACUCUGAUGGAAAAUAUCGGCAUUGGAACAACUAUCUUUUCAAUGACUGCACCGGGUCCGUCCAUUCACAAAGAUCCUUCAGAGGCUGCAAGUUUGGCAAGGAAAACGAAUACUUUCGCAGCCGCAGUCAGGGAUAGCAACCCGCAGAAAUUCGGGUUUUUCGCGGCCUUACCCUCUCUAUUGAAUAAAGAGUCAGCCAUUUCGGAAAUCCGCUACGCAAUCGAUGAGCUCAAGGCCGAUGGUGUUACGCUGUUCACCCGAUAUGGGCCCGAUAACCACUACCUUGGCCACCCCGAUUUUCAGGAGAUUUGGCAAGAGUUGAACGACCGCUCCGCUGUCGUCUUUGUACACCCAACCCACGGCGUCGAUACCAAUCUAGUCGCGCCCUCGCUUCCUCAGCCCAUGAUUGACUAUCCCCACGAGACUACACGGACAGCGAUGGAUAUCAUCCUUUCCGGAACAGUUCGAAAGUACAAGAACUGUAAGAUCAUCUUGUCGCAUGCAGGUGGUACGCUUCCAUAUUUGGCCCUCCGUGUGGCAGCAAUGAUGCCACAUACGCCAUUUGGAAAAUCGAACGGCCUAUCCACGGAUGAAAUUAUUGAGGACGCAAAGUCGUUCUACUUUGAUCUUGCACUUAGCGGAAAUGAGUUUACUUUGGGGCUGCUCUUGAAAUUCGCCAAGCCAGGCCAUAUACUUUUUGGAAGCGACUUCCCUUACGCACCAACGAAAGGGAUAGAAUACUUCACAGAGAGCUUCGAUAAAUAUGAGUUUUCAGAAGAAGAGAGGGCUGCAAUCAACCGUGGAAAUGCGGAAGCGUUAUUCCCGCGGUUCCAAGUUGCGCAAUGA